UGGCGGCGGGCCCCAUGACCGAGACUGCGGCGAAGAAGAAGAAGUGGCUCAAGAAGGAAAAAAUCGGCCAAGGCGCGCAUGGCAUCGUGUACAAGUGCACGGAGAUGCCACCGUCCACGCGCGUCGUGGCGCUCAAAGAGCUGAGCACGAAGGAUCUCUCGGCCGAUGAAAUCGACGCACUCAUGCGCGAAGCCACCAUCAUGCACGGGCUCACACACAAGCACAUUGUGCACUACGACGGGGUCAAGCAGAAGAAGCGCCGCCACACGUUGGAGAUCUCAAUGGAGUACAUGCCGGGCGGCUCGCUUAGCGCGUACAUACGCGCGGUCGGUGGUGCUCUCACGCUCGAGCGAACGCAGCGCUAUACGUGGCAGCUCCUGCGCGCACUGCAGUUUCUUCACGACCACCGCAUCGCGCACCGGGACAUCAAGAGCGCCAACGUGCUGUUGAAUUUGGACCAAUCGCAGCUCAAGUUGGCCGACUUUGGCGCCCUCAAGGAAAUUGGAAGCGUCUCGGUCGUCGGGGGGCUCAAGGGAACGCCCCACUGGAUGGCUCCAGAAGUCAUCAAGGAACAACAAACGAGCGAAGGUUGGAUCAAGGCCGAUAUUUGGAGCCUUGGCUGCACCGUGCUCGAGAUGCUCACGGGCCAGACGCCGUGGCACGAGUUCAGCAACCCGCUCACUGCCAUGUACAAGAUCGUCUCGAGUGACUCGAUUCCAAAGGUCCCCAACGACUUGCCGGCCGAGGCAAUUGCCUUCCUUCACGCGUGCUUCCAGCGUGACCCCAGUAAGCGGCCAGACGCCAAACAGUUGCUGCUGUCGCCUUUCUUGAAGAGUGUGCGACGGGAGCGCAAGAAGAUCAGAGCGGAUGCCACGUCACGCCCCCUCAGUAACUCCCCGCUCAAGACGGUGUCCACCACGAAAUCCAAGCCCAAAUUGGCCGUCUCCGAGAAGCCGGCAACACCGGCUCUCAAGCUCUCCACGCCCGAAGAAGACGACGCCCCGAUGCCCAAAUUCAAAGUCCUCUCGAUUUUACAAGCACCCGACGUCGUCCCGUCGCCUUCGAUGCGUCACCGGGCCAAGAAACUUGUCAAGCUCGAACCACUUACACCGACUGCGCGGGAUACCAACCAAGACGAGGGGCGCGAUGCUGAGCUUCUCUGCAGCGCUACCAAACAUGCAUCUCCGCAACCGCGGCGUGGUCCUGCGCCCAAUGAUCUCACCAACUCGCCACUGGCAUCGCCGCGGUCGCCCGCUCACUUGCUCUCAACGCGGUCGGUCGGCGACAUUCAUCUGCCUCCAGGGCUCCAACGCCCUGAGCUACGCCGUAUUGCGACUGCGCCACACGCCAUGCGGCGCUCCGAGGUAUCGCCGAGCCGCCUCAAGCUGCCCCCGCUGUCGGCGCGCGGGCCUGCACCUCAAUCUAGCUACGAUCUGUCGAGUAACAAUGCAUAAGACACCUUUUC
Molecule: messenger RNA, 1465 nt
Organism: Saprolegnia parasitica CBS 223.65
Lineage: Eukaryota; Oomycota; Saprolegniomycetes; Saprolegniales; Saprolegniaceae
Product: STE/STE11 protein kinase
Exons: 12
Coding region: 15-1454 (479 amino acids)
Biological process (GO): protein phosphorylation
Molecular function (GO): ATP binding; protein kinase activity
Source: RefSeq, a predicted model, not a curated record